This is a messenger RNA of Phodopus roborovskii (desert hamster), 1208 nucleotides long. It is a transcript of the gene Mal2, whose product is annotated as mal, T cell differentiation protein 2. Lineage: Eukaryota; Metazoa; Chordata; Mammalia; Rodentia; Cricetidae. Gene Ontology annotation, molecular function: structural constituent of myelin sheath. Gene Ontology annotation, biological process: myelination. Gene Ontology annotation, cellular component: membrane. The record is from RefSeq and is a predicted model, not a curated record. The transcript has 4 exons. The coding region runs from base 135 to 665 and encodes 176 amino acids.
CACGCCCUCUCGGCGCGCCGCACGCCCGGACCCCGCGGACCGGAUCGGCGGUGGCGGCGGCGGCCAAGCCCCGGAGGUGGAGGCGGGACGCGGGAGGCGGUGGCGGCUGUGCGCGGAGACGUAGCAGCGGCAGCAUGUCGGCCGGCGGAGCGGCAGUCCCGCCGCCCCCGAACCCCGCUGUGUCCUUCCCGGCGCCCCGAAUCACCCUGCCCGCUGGCCCCGACAUCCUGCGGACCUACUCGGGAGCUUUCGUCUGCCUGGAGAUUGUGCUUGGUGGACUUGUUUGGAUUUUGGUUGCUUCCUCCAAUGUUCCUCUACCUCUGCUCCAAGGAUGGGUCAUGUUUGUGUCUGUAACAGCUUUCUUCUUUUCCCUUCUCUUCCUGGGCUUGUUCCUCUCUGGUAUGGUGACUCAGAUUGAUGCCAACUGGAACUUCCUGGAUUUUGUCUACCAUUUUGUAAUGUUUGUCUUCUACUUUGGAGCCUUCUUACUGGAAGCAGCUGCCACCUCCCUGCAUGACCUGCAAUGCAACACAACCAUGACUGUAAGGCCGCUUCUGAAUGAUAACCAGUACAACAUCAAUGUGGCAGCCACAGUUUUUGCCUUUAUGACGACAGCUUGUUAUGGUUGCAGUUUGGGUCUGGCUUUGCGAAGAUGGCGACCGUAACACUCCUGGGAAACUGACAGUUGUGUGCUAGUUUCAUUUUGUCUGCUUUAUAUAUCUGUUCACUUGGGAACCAUUUGUCCCAAUAUAACAUUCCAAGCAUCAUUUGCUGUGUACAGAGAGAACCGACAUGAAAGCUGUGGUUUGUUACAUUGGUGAAAUUUUAAAUUUAUUCUGAUGUUAGAGAGGUAUCAUUUAAUUUUUCAUCUCUCUUUUCUUUUUAAAUACAUCCCCCUGUAUAUUCUUAAAAUAUAUAGACACUGUUCACAAAACAAUAAUAUCCCUUUUGUUUCUUAAGUCAUCUGAACUUGAAUAAUAGUAAAUAACUAAAACAGUAUAUCUCAAGGAGGCUUCUCAUUGAAUUCUAUCUCUACUGUAAAACGGAGAAUGAUACAUAUUUUUUUACAAAAGGGUCAGAUAACACAUAUGUAGGCCAUAUGGUUUGUGUGGCAAUUGUUCUAUCCUGCAACAUAAAAGCAGCUACAAAUGGCAUGUAAAUAAGUGAAUAUGUCUGUAUCCUAAUAAAGCUUUAUUUACAAAAAGGGA